This is a messenger RNA of Homo sapiens (human), 6526 nucleotides long. It is a transcript of the gene SPATS2L, whose product is annotated as spermatogenesis associated serine rich 2 like. The coding region runs from base 527 to 2293 and encodes 588 amino acids. The record is from RefSeq and is a predicted model, not a curated record. Lineage: Eukaryota; Metazoa; Chordata; Mammalia; Primates; Hominidae. Gene Ontology annotation, cellular component: cytoplasm; nucleolus. The transcript has 14 exons.
AGUGCUGAGGGAGCAAAGUUCAUUUUCUCGGGUAGGAGAAGAUGAUUCUCUUGCAACACGUGCGGAUUGUGACAAAAUCUUUCAUUAACAAGGGGAGUUUCGGUGAAGUGGAGGUUUGGGGAAAGGCGAGGAAGUCGGUCUGGAGCAAGCAAGCAAAGUGCGGAAGCUGUACUGGGAUUCUUCUAGAAAGUGGGGUGGGAAAGGAGCUAGGGAGGGCGUGUGGAGGGACGAGAUCUGUGUCAGAACGUGCGUGUGAGCGGAUACAAAACCCGAGAGAGGCGUGAGCAGCGCUGUGUUUGCGAGCGGGAGCGAGGGGCGCCGGCUGGGGUGUGUGCUCCUGGGAGCCCCCUAAUGAAAGUCUUCAGUAAAUAGUUUUUCUGCAUGCACUGAUUUUCCUGAGGCCAUUGUGGAGAGAGUUAUCUGUGGGCUUGAGAAGCUGCUCUGCCACACCAGUAAGGAUCAGGGAAAGAAAAUACUUAGGCCACACCGUUGCAGUCUUUGAUUGCAUGCCAGUCUGAAGCAUUUUAUGGACCCGUUUUGCCAUAGCUCUUCAGAAACCAGGCUGCUUUCAGGAACAUUGCUGUGGAUUCCCAGGGCCUAUUCCACUAGAAGCAAGAUGGCUGAACUCAAUACUCAUGUGAAUGUCAAGGAAAAGAUCUAUGCAGUUAGAUCAGUUGUUCCCAACAAAAGCAAUAAUGAAAUAGUCCUGGUGCUCCAACAGUUUGAUUUUAAUGUGGAUAAAGCCGUGCAAGCCUUUGUGGAUGGCAGUGCAAUUCAAGUUCUAAAAGAAUGGAAUAUGACAGGAAAAAAGAAGAACAAUAAAAGAAAAAGAAGCAAGUCCAAGCAGCAUCAAGGCAACAAAGAUGCUAAAGACAAGGUGGAGAGGCCUGAGGCAGGGCCCCUGCAGCCGCAGCCACCACAGAUUCAAAACGGCCCCAUGAAUGGCUGCGAGAAGGACAGCUCGUCCACAGAUUCUGCUAACGAAAAACCAGCCCUUAUCCCUCGUGAGAAAAAGAUCUCGAUACUUGAGGAACCUUCAAAGGCACUUCGUGGGGUCACAGAAGGCAACAGACUACUGCAACAGAAACUAUCCUUAGAUGGGAACCCCAAACCUAUACAUGGAACAACAGAGAGGUCAGAUGGCCUACAGUGGUCAGCUGAGCAGCCUUGUAACCCAAGCAAGCCUAAGGCAAAAACAUCUCCUGUUAAGUCCAAUACCCCUGCAGCUCAUCUUGAAAUAAAGCCAGAUGAGUUGGCAAAGAAAAGAGGCCCAAAUAUUGAGAAAUCAGUGAAGGAUUUGCAACGCUGCACCGUUUCUCUAACUAGAUAUCGCGUCAUGAUUAAGGAAGAAGUGGAUAGUUCCGUGAAGAAGAUCAAAGCUGCCUUUGCUGAAUUACACAACUGCAUCAUUGACAAAGAAGUUUCAUUAAUGGCAGAAAUGGAUAAAGUUAAAGAAGAAGCCAUGGAAAUCCUGACUGCUCGUCAGAAGAAAGCAGAAGAACUAAAGAGACUCACUGACCUUGCCAGUCAGAUGGCAGAGAUGCAGCUGGCCGAACUCAGGGCAGAAAUUAAGCACUUUGUCAGCGAGCGUAAAUAUGACGAGGAGCUCGGGAAAGCUGCCCGGUUUUCCUGUGACAUCGAACAGCUGAAGGCCCAAAUCAUGCUCUGCGGAGAAAUUACACAUCCAAAGAACAACUAUUCCUCAAGAACUCCCUGCAGCUCCCUGCUGCCUCUGCUGAAUGCGCACGCAGCAACCUCUGGGAAACAGAGUAACUUUUCCCGAAAAUCAUCCACUCACAAUAAGCCCUCUGAAGGCAAAGCGGCAAACCCCAAAAUGGUGAGCAGUCUCCCCAGCACCGCCGACCCCUCUCACCAGACCAUGCCGGCCAACAAGCAGAAUGGAUCUUCUAACCAAAGACGGAGAUUUAAUCCACAGUAUCAUAACAACAGGCUAAAUGGGCCUGCCAAGUCGCAGGGCAGUGGGAAUGAAGCCGAGCCACUGGGAAAGGGCAACAGCCGCCACGAACACAGAAGACAGCCGCACAACGGCUUCCGGCCCAAAAACAAAGGCGGUGCCAAAAAUCAAGAGGCUUCCUUGGGGAUGAAGACCCCCGAGGCCCCGGCCCAUUCUGAAAAGCCCCGGCGAAGGCAGCACGCUGCAGACACCUCGGAGGCCAGGCCCUUCCGGGGUAGUGUCGGUAGGGUUUCACAGUGCAAUCUCUGCCCCACGAGAAUAGAAGUUUCCACAGAUGCAGCAGUUCUCUCAGUCCCGGCUGUGACGUUGGUGGCCUGAGCUAGGAGGAAAAAGAGCAGUUUUCACUCAGUUUUGGUUCCCUGCCCGAGGUGCUGACCCAAUUCGCUGCCAAAAGAGUGUCAAUCAGAAUAUACAAAUCCCGUAUGGUUGUGUCAUCCUCUCUUAAUCAUUUUUACUAAUUCUAAUAAUCAGCUCUAGCUUGCUUCAUAAUUUUCAUGGCUUUGCUUGAUCUGUUGAUGCUUUCUCUCAUCAAGACUUUGCAGCAUUUUAGCCAGGCAGUAUUUACUCAUUAUUAGGAAAAUCAAGAUGUGGCUGAAGAUCAGAGGCUCAGUUAGCAACCUGUGUUGUAGCAGUGAUGUCAGUCCAUUGAUUGUCUUUAGAGAGUUAAUGUUACAAAAAAGAAUUCUUAAUAAUCAGACAAACAUGAUCUGCUGAGGACACAUGCGCUUUUGUAGAAUUUAACAUCUGGUGUUUUUCUGAAAAAAUAUAUAUACAUAUAUUGCUUUAUUUGAAACAAAUUAAAAUAUGCUGCAUUUGACACCUGGCUAGUUUCUUUUAUUGAUACCCACCUAGUUAUUGAAUGUACUGUUUAGUGCUUUCAAAAAAAACUUUAGAGACUAGAGGUUGUGGUGCAAAGCUGUGUACAAUAAAUACUGUUUCUGUUGAGACAAGUACUCUUUCAGGAAAAUAUAUAUAUGCCCUUUCAAUUAGAUUACACAAAUAGAUGGAUAUGCACCCUGAUCAUCUUAGACACACCAUGUGGCAGUUGGGCAGUUGGAAACAUUGGUUGCAAGUACUACAAACCUCAGCUGAGCCUAGCUUCAACAAUAAGAAUUUAUUGGUUCAGUGAGUGAAAAGUCCAGUUGGUCCAAUUUGAUCAGGAUUUCAGCUCCCAUCUCUUUUUUUUUUUUCUUUUUUCUUUUUCUUUUUUUGAGACAGUCUUGCUUUGUCACCCAGGUGGAGUGCAAUGGCAUGAUCUCGGCUCACUGCAACCUCCGCCUCCUGGGUUCAAGCCAUUCUCCUGCCCGGCCUUCCGAGUAGCUGGGAUUACAGGCAUGUGCCACCACGCCCUGCUAAUUUUUAUAUUAUUAGUACAGACAGGAUUUCACCAUGUUGUCCAGGCUGGUCUCAAACCCCUGACCUCAGGUGAUCCACCUGCUUUGGCCUCCGAAACUGCCGGAAUUACAGGCAUGAGCCACCGUACCCGGCCAGCUCCCAUCUCUUAAUUAUCUUAGCUCUCCUUUCCUCCUUGGGUUGACAUUGCAUUCAGAAUUGUGGCAAAGGGCCACCAUGCUCUUAAGACUCAAGUCUAUUUUCCACACUGUCCAGAGGAGAGAAGUUAUCCUAGUAGCUUCUACACAGAGCAAGUGUCUUUCUCAGAAAUCCCAGCAAAGGUCUUGCAUACCAUUGCUGGUAGGCCUGUCUCUUAAACCAAUCAUGAAAGGGGGGAGAGAAGUGAAUGGGAUGAACUAAUUUGCAUAGACUAAUUAGAGCCCACCCCUGGAGCCUGGGUGUGGCCAUCUUCCCAGAGUUCCUGAGCUAGAUGGAGAAGGGGUACUUCUCAGAAAGGGAAAAUGGAUACCCAAUGGCCCAAACCCAAAAUAGCCCCAGUUCCCCUAACUUUGACUACAGGGCAGUCCAGUUUGGGUGCCGCUUCCGUUGCACUCACAUGUCCUACAUAUCUGUUGACUACUCACAAGUGCAAAUGCUUAUUCUCAACUCAACAUUAACAUUUUUUCUGGCAACCCAGGUUCACUGGUUCUCUUCCACAGAGCGGCCCUGAGCAGCUGAGCCUGCAAGCCACGCAAGCAUCUGUUUCUUCUUUUGCCAAGUACAGGAGGAUGUUUGCUCUCUCUGUAGAGAGCUUUCUGAGGUCUCUGGGUGUACCCAGAGAUUUAAUAGAAAUUCUUAACGUUAAGUCACAUUCCAGGAAGGAAGGAAGAGUUGUUCGUUCAAAUAAGAAAGAUAAAUGUUCGGCACUGUAGGCCCUGUUUACCCCAUCUGAGGCCCUGAAUUCAUAUAUUACAAGACGGAAGGAUUUUGCACAGUUUUUUAUGUAGCAAGAUUUUGCUCACCACUGAAAAAUGUCAGUGUAAAUGUGACCGCUUUAAAGAUGAGUCAAGUAAUUCUUGGAACAGGGAAAAAAAUGAAUUUGCCAGGUCAGGAGUUCACCUGCCUUUGUCAGAGUUGAACCCAACCACUCUUGACCUCGACUCACUCCCUUAGGGUUAAGAAAGCCCAAACACAUUCCUGAGCACAGAGCAAACACUCCCAUGUCACUGAAAAGAAACAAAAGAAUGCUAAAAAGUGCUCAGACCUGAUCACAUUUUUUCCAAUAUUUUUUCCUUUUUUUUUUUUUUUUUGAGACAGGGUCUUGCUCUAUCACCUAGGCUGGAGUGCAUGUUUUUGAGACAGGGUCUUGCUCUAUCACCUAGGCUGGAGUGCAUGAUCAUGGCUCACUAUAGCCUUGAACUCCUGGGCUCAAGCCAUCCUCAGCCUCCCAAGUUGCGAGGACUACAGGUGUGCACCACAACGUCCCAGCUACUUUUUAAAUUUUUAGUAGAAACGAGGUCUCACUAUGGUGCCCAGACUGGUCUCGAACUCCGGAGCUCAAGUGAUCUUCCUGCUUUGGCCUCCCAAAGUGUUAGAAUUACAGGCAUGAGCCACCUCGCCUGGCUGGUUUUUGCCUUUCUUAUAGACCCUGGGCAUGUAAGCAUUUAUUAGUUUGCAUUUUUGAAACAGUAAUUUCAAUAUUUUAGUGCCAAUGUCAGGCCGCUUAAACACUGUAUUACAUAUCUUCAUCUGUCUGGUGGAACUAUUGGUGUGAUCCUAGAGAACUGAGUCCUAUUCUGCCAUUCAUUUAAAGUGUUUUAAACUCUAAUCUCUCUACUUAAUGCACAGUAGUCAGAUUAUUCUCUUAAACAUUUGCCUAGUAGAGGUUAAAAUAGUUUAAUCCUUAUGAAGAUGGAAUAACUUCAAACUCACAUUGUGGCACUUAGAUCUUCCACCAAGACUUCAUCCGUGAAAUCCACACCUCCCUGUUGGGUUCCCAAUUACAUUCCAAAUUUACAUUUCUUUUGAGAAUCUCUGCAUACUCCAGCUCUGUCCUGUUGAUCCUAUUCUAGAAGUGCUUAAUGCAGCAAGACACAGAAAGUUAAACGCAAAUUGCUGCAAAAUUCACCCUCAGUGGAGGACUAGAAACACAACAUGUCCAAUUUAAAGCUCAGUUCACAAGCAGUUCAAUUCUGCUGGCAUCAGAAAAGGAGAUUCUAAUUAAACAUUCUUAGGGAAGGACAUCAAAUGAGGUUAAUGGGAAACGUUACCAGAUUAAAAGCAGUUUUUUGACAAAGUAACAGAUUUGGAAAUUCUGACUCUCUGAAAGCCUUGAUUUGAACCUCAAACUUGAUUUCACCAUGAGAAGUGGGGAUCAAGGGCCUGCGCAGUUCUUUUCCUAAAUCGAUUCGGUGCUCCCCACCCCGACGCAGGCACAGGUCCGCAACCAGAUAGGGAGAUGCCUGAAUUUCAGGCUACCUUUGACAAAGCUUUCUUCCUCCCUCCCUCCCUUUGCACGCUGCAUCCCACGCUGCCUGCUUAAAGCGCCCUCAUGUGUCUACAGAUGGUAAAACGUUUAUUUCUCAACAGACAUUCCAGUGAUAGCAUCCAAUGACCUAUGUAACGGCACCCUUUUUUGCUGUACGCGUUUUUUGAGAUGGAGUCUCGCUCUGUCGCCCAGGCUGGAGUGCAGUGGCGCGGUCUCGGCUCACUGCAAGCUCCGCCUCCCGGGUUCACGCCAUUCUCCUGCCUCAGCCUCCCGAGUAGCUGGGACUACAGGCACCCGCCACCACACCUGGCUAAUUUUUUGUAUUUUUAGUAGAUACAGGGUUUCACCGUGUUAGCCAGGAUGGUUUUGAUCUCCUGACCUCGUGAUCCACCCCCCUCGGCCUCCCAAAGUGCUGGGAUUACAGGGGUGAGCCACUGCGCCCGGCCCCAGUCACUUGUUCUUAAGUUUCUUAAGCAAACUAUAAAAUAGCAAAAGACCAAAAAAAAAGGAAAAAAAGCAGUUCGCCUAAUACAUUGUUCCAGCAUUUCCUUGAAAGUACUGAGCCAUCUCAAUUGCUCUGAUUUUGUGAGAAAAUUAUGAAGAGUUGCAAAGUCCCAGUGAUUCUCUUGUUACUUAGCUAAGAAUUUGAAAUGUAAUUUAAAUACUAUUCUUUACAAUCCAUUAUAAGGAUUUUAAAAUCUUUUUGCUUCUUUAAUAAAUUCUAACAAAGU